AUGAAUAUGGAGAAUAAGUCUCGUCUUGACGAUUACCUUAAACUUGAAAAAAUUGGAGAAGGAACUUAUGGAGUUGUAUAUAAAGCUAGAGAUGUUAGAACUAAUGAACUAGUAGCUUUGAAAAAAAUACGUUUAGAAGGUGAAGAUGAAGGUGUUCCAUCAACAGCUGUGCGUGAGAUAGCCAUGUUACGUGAAUUACAACACCCUAAUAUUGUAUUUUUAAAAGCUAUAAUUAUGGAAGAGAAAAGAUUAUAUUUGGUAUUUGAAUAUUUAACAAUGGAUCUUAAAAGAUAUAUUGAUCAAAUACCAGAUGAUAAAACUAUGGAUAAGUAUCUUAUGAAGAGUUAUUUAUAUCAACUUUGUCAAGGUAUGUGUUUUGCUCAUCAACGUCGUAUUUUCCAUAGAGAUUUGAAACCCCAAAAUUUGCUUGUUGAUAGUUCAGGAUGUCUAAAAGUCGCUGAUUUUGGUCUGGCCCGUAGUAUAGGUAUACCAUUACGUGCCUAUACACAUGAAAUAGUUACUUUGUGGUACCGUGCACCAGAAAUUAUACUUGGAGUCAGGAGAUAUUCACAUGGUGUUGAUACGUGGGCUGUAGCUUGUAUUUUUGCAGAGAUGGCUUUAAAAAGCCCACUAUUUCAUGGAGAUUCAGAAAUUGAUCAGCUAUUUAGAAUAUUUAAAAUUUUGGGAACAGCAAAUGAAGAUUUAUGGAAAGGUGUAUCAGAUCUGCCUAAUUAUUCUUCUACUUUUCCAAAGUGGCCUUCUAAAGAAUUGGGAGAAGUUUGUAAUGGGCUUAUUGAUAAAGACGGUAUAGAUUUACUAGCCAGCAUGUUGAUAUAUGAACCAAAUAAUAGAAUUGAUAUGAAAAGAGCCUUGAAACAUCAUUACUUUGAUGAUUUGAAUAAAAGUGCUCUUCCUGCUGGAGAUUGGGAUGGUGAUCUUAUUCUUUAA
Strongyloides ratti is the source of this 948-nucleotide messenger RNA. Its product is annotated as Cyclin-dependent kinase 1. Gene Ontology annotation, molecular function: ATP binding; RNA polymerase II CTD heptapeptide repeat kinase activity; cyclin-dependent protein serine/threonine kinase activity. The transcript has 2 exons. The record is from RefSeq and is a predicted model, not a curated record. Lineage: Eukaryota; Metazoa; Nematoda; Chromadorea; Rhabditida; Strongyloididae. Gene Ontology annotation, cellular component: nucleus. Bases 1 to 948 code for a protein of 315 amino acids. Gene Ontology annotation, biological process: mitotic G2 DNA damage checkpoint signaling; protein phosphorylation; G2/M transition of mitotic cell cycle.